Molecule: messenger RNA, 2687 nt
Organism: Carica papaya (papaya)
Lineage: Eukaryota; Viridiplantae; Streptophyta; Magnoliopsida; Brassicales; Caricaceae
Source: RefSeq, a predicted model, not a curated record
AUGGUUCAAGUGCCUAGGAGAAGGCCAAAAAUGUAUGGUCGGACAUACUUAUAUUACUCCCCGACCAUCAUCCGCACCAGGAAAAACAAGACAAAGACAAGGACAGCAGCUUCUCGAAUAGCUGAGAUGUUAUAUGAAGGGAAGCAUCCAGUGCGAACGUCAAAUACUAGUCCAGUCCCAACCAACCUUCGUCGUUCUUCAAGAAAAAGAAGGAUUUCUGUAAAUCUUGAAGAUUACACCAACAGUUCUGGAUCAGAGGAUGAAGACUUGAUGAGACCGGCAUAUCGACGUUUGAGGACUCGGAAUAUUAAUUCUGUGAACCAACAUGGUUUGUUGAACUUGAAGCGCAAGAAGACCAUGGAGGCUAAACCAAAACCAGCACCAACACCACGGCGAGAAGGCUUGCGACCUCGUCGUUCAAAGGCGGUUACAAGCAUCCAACUAAAUUCAGAAUCUGGUGAUGAGCAAGAUGUUUCAGAAGAAAAGGUUGAUCAAGACGAAACUGAAAAUGGAAACGAUACGGAUGAACAUGAUGUGGAUGAUGAUCAAAAUGAAGGUGAGGAUGAGGAUGAGGAUGAGGAUGAGGAUGAGGAUGAGGAGGGCGAUGAGGAAGGUGAUGGGGAGGAAAAGUAUCCUCAGGUUUACACUAGUGAUGAUAAAUUCCUGAUAGAUGUUGACUCAGUUAGGGUUGAAAAAAAUCACUUUAUAGAGGCCAUGGCAACUAUUACUCCUGCUGCCCAUAGAGGUUCAAUUGUGCAAUCCAGGCCAUUAUCUUUAGUAGUUGCGCCAUGCCUGCAGAGACAUCUCCAAAAAGCUAUAAAUUAUAUCUCAGAUAUUUUUCCUCCUCUAACUGUAUCAUCAGAAUUGACAAAGCUUUCAAUGCUUUCUUAUGGAUCAGCAAUUCCUCUUGUUUAUCGGCCUCGGCUGUUGCUGUGUGGCAUUGAAGGUUCUGGGCUGGAUCAUCUUGGGCCUGCAAUUUUACAUGAACUGGAAAAAUUUCCUGUUCACUCUCUAGGACUUUCAUCUCUUCUUUCUGAUCCUAGCGCAAAGACCCCCGAGGAGGCAUUAGUGCAUAUUUUUGGUGAAGCAAGGAGAACAACACCAUCCAUACUCUAUAUGCCUCAGUUCAAUCUUUGGUGGGAUAAUGCACAUGAACAGCUCAGGGCUGUUCUACUGACUCUGUUGGAAGAAUUGCCAUCGGACUUGCCCAUACUGUUACUUGGAACAUCUUUAAUUCCGCUCGCUGAAAUAGAUGGGAAUCCACAUUCAGUAUUUCCUCAACGUACAGUAUACCAAGUGGACAAACCAUCUAGUGAAGACAGAUCUUUGUUUUUUGACCGUUUAAUUGAAGCUGCUUUGUCAGUCUUGUUUGAGGGUGUAACAAAAAAAUCUCAGGAAUCAGUAUCUAUUCCUGAGCUUCCAAAGGCACCGAAAGUGGCAAGUGGCCCUAAGCCAUCAGAAAUAAAAGCUAAGGUGGAAGCUGAGCAGCAUGCCCUUCGCCGAUUAAGAAUGUGCCUUAGAGACGUUUGCAACAGGAUAUUAUAUGAUAAAAGAUUUGGGGUCUUCCAUUAUCCAGUCACAGAUGAAGAUGCUCCAAAUUACCGUUCAAUAAUCCAGAACCCUAUGGAUGUGGCUACUUUACUGCAGCGUGUUGACUCUGGGCAGUAUAUUACAUGUUCAGCAUUCUUACAAGAUGUCGAUCUCAUUGUGAACAAUGCAAAGGCUUAUAAUGGAGAUGAUUACAAUGGAGCAAGAAUCGUUAGUAGAUCUUAUGAGCUCCGGGAUGCAGUGCAUGGAAUGCUGUCACAGAUGGACCCUGCACUGAUUGCAUACUGUGACAAGAUUGCAGUCCAAGGGGGUCCAUCACAAAUACCAGAUGAACUAGGGGGUUCCAUUUUUCCUCCAGCUCCUGUUGUCCAGCUUGGAACAGUAACCAGAGCAAGUGCUCGACUUCGCAAUGUGCAACCAGAAGUUAAUCUGGAUCAAAGCUACGAGGCCCUGAAAAGGCCAAAGAAGAGUGUUGAUGCUGCACAUCCAGCACCGGCAGAAGAUAAAUCCCAGCAACAAGAUGAACCUGAGGCAUCUGACGUGCAUCUGGCUUCGACUCCUGCUGACAAUGAUUCCCGAGGAACAUCUGGAGAAGUGUCUGGUCAAGCAGAUGGGAAUGGAUAUCAAGUUGUUACCAUGUCAGAUGGUCAAUUUUUGCGUGAGUCGGAAUCUGUCAAGCAGCUUCUUCUGGGGCGCACUGAAAACUAUGGCAUUCCGCAGCUUGAGAGGCUGUACACACGCAUCAUGAAGGGCAUUUUUGAAACCAAGGAUAUGGGGAUUCAAAAUGACCAGAAGCGUUCAAUUUUGAAAUUUUUGAUGAAAUUUGCUGAGAAUGACGCAAAUUUCUGAUGCCAAUACCUUUUCUCCGUAGGAUCACAAAGAGAAAAAAAAGCAAAGACACAAAAUUAGGAUUCAAAAAAAAAAAAGAAAAAAACAGAAAAGAAAUCCUUCUAGUUAGAUGAUGUAAAGUCGGGAUUUUCUUUUCAAUGCAAAAUAUUUGAGUGAAGGCCCUCUCUCUAAUUUUAUUAGAUUAAUCAUUUAAGUGUCAGAUUGUGUUGGGAGGAAUGGACCAUUUUUAUGGAGUGUAUAUUUAGUGGAAUAAUGACUAGAAAUUUAAUUGUAGACGAUGAGAACUUCAA